AUGGACAUAAACCCUGCCAGGAUAUCAGACGCAUCAAACCAAAAGCUCGAUGUGGUACAAGCACUCAAUAAGACCAGCACAACUGAAUCUCAACAAGCUAAAGGAGAGAUGCACUCGAAAAUGCCCAAUUUGCUGUGGGUGGUCAUAUUGGAGCUUAUCAAGUUGAACUUCGCCGUAAUGAAGUUGUAG
Suhomyces tanzawaensis NRRL Y-17324 is the source of this 189-nucleotide messenger RNA. RefSeq lists its product as uncharacterized. The coding region runs from base 1 to 189 and encodes 62 amino acids. Lineage: Eukaryota; Fungi; Ascomycota; Pichiomycetes; Serinales; Debaryomycetaceae. The record is from RefSeq and is a predicted model, not a curated record. The transcript has a single exon.